AUGAUCAAAUCAUCGUCCAAGACGUCAGCUCCUCCAUCGCCCGACGAGGCCUCGCAAACACCUGUCGCCGGUGCCUCGUCAUCGGCUCUACCUCUACCUCCUUCCUUGACAUUGCGCAGUCGCUCAUCGACAAAGACAAGUCCUCCUGCCGCCGAUGGAGCUUCUCCCGUCGAGCCAUCACUUUCUCGCCGUCGCUCAUCGCUCCUCUCCUUCUCGAGCUUGGACGACACGCGACACUCGGCUGGUGACUUCAUCCGUCCAUCCCUAGGCCUCGACCAAGAUGACUCGACUGCUCCAGAGGAUCUGUCACACUGGCACAGCUCACCUCUGGCUUUUGCUUUCCUCCCCGCUCUUGCCGGUCUCUUCUUUACCAAUGGAAGUGCCUUCGUCACCGACAUCAUUCUACUUGGCCUAGCUGCUUUGUUCCUCAAUUGGAGCGUCAGAUUGCCUUGGUAUGUUGGUUUGUGCCCCUUCUUAUCCUAUAUACUGACUUUGCUAGGGNAUUGGUACCGCUCAGCUCAGGCUCAAUUCACUCUGGACCAAUUGAGCAACCCUCCCUCUGUGUCACAGGACUUGGACGAAGACGACCAGCAACGUCAAUCCCCGGAGAAGUCACCGACAAGUCAAGAGCAGGAAGAUGCGGCUGCCAAUCUCCGCCAACACGAGCUUCUGGCUCUGGUCUCUACCUUCUUGUUUCCUGCUUGUGCUGCCUACCUGCUACAUGUUAUUCGUGGUCAGCUCUCGCGCCCCUCGGAAGGUCUGGUGUCAGACUACAACCUGACUAUUUUCCUUCUCGCUGCCGAGAUACGCCCCAUCAGGCAAUUGAUCCGUCUGUUCACCCAUCGGACCAUCCAUCUGCAGCGUAUUGUCCGUGGCAACAAUGACCCCUCGGCUUUAGGCAAGAAGGACAAGGCCAUCUCUGAGCUUGCAUCCCGUCUUGUCAUUCUAGAAGAGAAAUUUGGCGAUCAACUGUCAUCUCCAGGCGUUUCCAUCGUUCAGAAGGACGAAGUCACUGCACUGUCGAGCGACAUUAGAAAGCGUUACGAACCUCGUCUGGAUGCUCUGGAGCGCGCGGUUAGGAGAUACGAGAAGCGAGCCACGACUCUGACUUUGCUUACUGAACAAAGGCUACAAUCUUUGGAGAAUCGUCUGCAAGACGCAUUAAGCUUGGCCGCUGUCGCUGCCCAAUCGUCUGGCAAACCUGGCAUUGUCGCUGCCAUUCUAUCUACACUGGCCAAGACGCUAGCAGUCCCUUUGGAGUUUGCCUGGCUCAUAUUCGUAUGGCCUCUGAAGAUCACAGAGUCGGCGCUUAAGAAAGUCGGCGUCAUGGUAUUGGGCCCAGCAAAUCCGCCUCGCCGUCGAAACGACUCCAAAGGUCCCAGGCCAAGGCCAGAAAAGAAGAAGGAUGACUCGUAUUUCACCCGACAUUAUUGA
Messenger RNA from Aureobasidium musti, 1434 nucleotides. NCBI's taxonomy places the organism in Eukaryota, Fungi, Ascomycota, Dothideomycetes, Dothideales, Saccotheciaceae. The record is from the annotation of a GenBank genome assembly.